AUGGGAUGCCAUACCAAAUACUGGUGCUGCAAUUGUGUUCAGCCCUUGACAAAGGUAUCAGAAUGUGGUACAACACGCAUUGUCGGUAGUUGCAGCUUACAGCACCGUAGCACAGAGGGCACGCAGCCCUUACCGGAGCCGAAGCGCCCAGCGAGGCCUCCUCCGGACUCCUCCGCUCCCGGUGGCUUUGCCUGCUGCGUACUCCCUCCAUCUCUGCACAAGGUUGUACCAUCCAGCAAGGCUACCUAUCUUGCAGGGACGCCGAUCCUGUAG
Miscanthus lutarioriparius is the source of this 273-nucleotide messenger RNA. NCBI's taxonomy places the organism in Eukaryota, Viridiplantae, Streptophyta, Magnoliopsida, Poales, Poaceae. The record is from the annotation of a GenBank genome assembly.